GUCGCCAUCAUGCCUGACCUGGGCACCGGCCAAAAGUUCACCACCGCCACCACCGUGGUCGCGGGUGUUGCAGCUCUGGCGGCAACGGUGGUAUCAGCGAUCUCGAUAUGGCUACAAGCAAAGAACUAUCGCAAGCCGCUGCUCCAGCGCUACGUCGUCCGCAUCCUGCUGAUGGUCCCGAUAUACUCGAUCGCAUCAUUCACAAGCAUGGUCUCGUUAAGAGCUGCUUCGUUCUUAGAUCCUGUUCGCGACAUCUAUGAAGCAUUUACAAUAUAUACCUUUUUCCAACUUCUGAUCAAUUACUUGGGCGGAGAGCGGUCGGCCAUCAUUAUGCCCCACGGUCGGGCUCCCGUCCACCAUUUAUGGCCCAUGAACCAUGUCCUAUCCAAAGUCGACAUCUCAGACCCGUACACAUUCCUCGCCAUCAAGCGGGGCAUUCUUCAGUAUGCAUGGCUUAAACCCAUCCUCGCUCUCGCGGCUAUCAUCAUGAAGGCUACAGGCACCUACCAGGAAGGAUAUAUCGGAGCUAAAUCUGGCUACUUUUGGAGCGGCAUAAUAUACAACAUUAGUGUCACAGUCAGCCUGUACUCGCUCGGGCUGUUUUGGGUUUGCAUGCACAAAGACUUGGUGCCGUUCCGGCCUGUCCCCAAAUUCUUGUGCAUCAAACUCAUCAUCUUUGCUUCAUAUUGGCAAGGGUUUUUCCUAUCGAUUCUCGUCUGGCUUGGGGCUAUCCCCGAUGACGUUCAGGGUUACACACGUGACAACCUGGCAGCGGCCAUCCAAGACGCCCUCAUCUGCGUGGAGAUGCCGAUUUUCGCUGUUGCUCACUGGUAUGCCUUUUCUUGGCACGACUUUGCCGAUAAUAGGAUCCAGUCGGCUCGCAUGCCCCUCAACUUUGCUUUCCGUGAUGCAUUCGGUAUCAGAGAUCUCAUUGAAGAUUCCAAGGAGACUUUCAGAGGAGACAAUUACGGCUAUCGAUCAUUUGAUUCUGGCGACAGGGUCAUUGCGCACGAAGAAUCUAGCUCAAGAUAUGCUAGACUGAAGGAAGGCAUGCGAUAUGAACGGGGAGGCAAAGGAAAAUAUUGGAUUCCAAAGCCAGGGGAGGUGAAUGCGACAGCGCCCUUGCUGGGUAAUGACAAUGGAGCAUCCAGCUCCACUCGCCCCGAUCAACUCAACGAUAAUACCCAUGGAACAUUCGACGAGCCGGAAAUUGAUGCUGAUGAUGAGCGCCUAUAUGAUAAGGCCCGACAACUAGAGUAUGGGGAUUGGAACUAUCCCGUCAUCACGGCAAGCGAACCACUCAGGGAACGUUAUGCUUCCUGGGCAAGCAGCUCGGAAACCAGAAUUCUCAACUCUCAUACAUACAACAGCAUCCCAACAAAUAACGAUGCAGCCGAGUCAUCGCAGCAAAAAGGCAAACAAACUGAUUCAGAGCAUUCAGAGCAACAAGAGCCGCCAGUGGUUGUUAUUAAGAAGAAGAAGAAGUCAAAGAAGGUGGUAAAGCACCCAGACCCUACACCAUCUGAUGUCAUAUCCGACCACGAAGACCAGGGCAAUGCCAGAGCUACACAGGGCUACGAUGGCAGCCACAGCCCAGCCGCCGAAGAGCAGGGGCCGUGGGCCUCUACAGAACGUAACGACGCACGAGAGAGUGUAUCCAGCUACCAAAUAUCAGACUCUGACGAGUUUCGGAACGUUUGGGGCGCUGAUAACAAAUAAGCGGGCGUUUAUUUACUUGAUUGUUAUGGAAAGCUGUUAGAAGGAUUUCAGAUCUAUAUGCCAACUCCACCUAGCCAGGCAGGCAUAGCGAGGCGUUCUUUGGGUGACUGGAAAUAAGGAAGAGGGAAAAUACCAGAUUUAUUUUAUUG
This is a messenger RNA of Trichoderma atroviride IMI 206040, 1868 nucleotides long. RefSeq lists its product as uncharacterized. Gene Ontology annotation, cellular component: membrane. NCBI's taxonomy places the organism in Eukaryota, Fungi, Ascomycota, Sordariomycetes, Hypocreales, Hypocreaceae. The record is from RefSeq and is a predicted model, not a curated record. Gene Ontology annotation, molecular function: transporter activity. Gene Ontology annotation, biological process: transport.